This is a messenger RNA of Anisakis simplex (herring worm), 1632 nucleotides long. Lineage: Eukaryota; Metazoa; Nematoda; Chromadorea; Rhabditida; Anisakidae. The record is from the annotation of a GenBank genome assembly.
AUGCAGGAAGAACUACUAGAAGCGUUGCGUAAUCCAUUUGUGAUUGUAUACGUAUCAGUUCUAUUAUCAUGGUGUGUUGUAAGUGGUACUCAAUUGGGAGAUACCUUUGAAAUGGAGCUGAAGGCAUAUCGUUUACAACAGUAUGAUUUAGUUGGUGCAUCACAUGGUAGUCGCUCAUCGAAAGUACUGUACGAAGCAGUUUCACUAAAUGGAAAUGCGCUGAGACGUUGUGUAAUUGUUGGCUGGCGUGAAUUAAUUGGCCGUGAUAUGAAUGCUUUAUUCGAUCAUGCGCUAGGUAGUGUUGUGAUUAUAAUUCCUGCCGAUCUUGAUGCGUUACCACCUACAGAUCGUGCCAACUUCGUAAUAUUGGAGCGUAGCUUAUUAUCGUUGGACACACAAGUGGCUGUCUAUGUAGCGCAUCAAAAACCUGAGUUACACGCUUUACUUAAAGAUGUUUCUUCAUUCUCAUCGACAACUUCGUCAACAUUGCAACAGCUACUGAAUGCAAUUGCGGCCAAUACGUUCCAGUUGUCGUCAUCUCUUCCUCAGUCCAAUGCGCCAGUUACACCACCUACUGCUAAUAUAAUGGGUCGUCUGUGGGCAACGGAUCACGCAUCACCAGUGAUUGUUUUAGUGGCACAUUACGAUUCACAUUCCGCCAUCCCCGCACUCUCUACAGGUUCUGAUUCGAACGGAAGUGGUAUUGCUGCAUUGCUUGAAUUACUUGCAAUUUUUUCGACAUUCUACUCAAAUGUGACCACAAAACCGAAAUAUAACAUGAUUUUCCUGUUGACCGCUGGAGGUAAAUUCAAUUAUCAGGGUAGUCGUCAAUGGAUUGAGGAUCACAUCGAAAAACAAAUCGAGGAUAACGUUGAAAUGGUAAUUUGUUUGGAUACGUUGGGUAAAGGCAAUGGUUUAGUAAUGCACGUCUCCAAAAAACCGACUGAAACUGCACCAGCUGGCAGAAUGUUCACCAGAAUCAAGAACGCCAAACAGUCGAACAGAACGAUUGAAAUCACGUCGAAGAAGAUCAACCUCAACGCUGAAACACUGGCAUGGGAGCAUGAGCGGUAUUCAAUAAAACGAUUACCUGCAUUCACGCUUUCAAGGCUAACGUCUCAUAUGGAUCCAAUUCGUACAUCUCUGCUCGAUUCACCUAAACAGAUCGAUUUGGAAGCGCUACAGGCAAAUGUGGGUGCGAUCGGUGAAGCACUGGUGGCGCAUAUGUUCGACUUACCGAAUACACAUUGCUCAAAUGAUGACAACGAAUCGUCGACGUGUUUGAUUUUGAAAGAGCACGGUGUUGAGCCAAAAAGACUGGCACACUGGAUGAAAAAAUUCGCUACCUUAUCGAGGCCAUUGGCUGGCAACUCGGAGGCACUUAUCGCCGACCUUACUGAUACUGUUGCAAUGUAUGUAUCAGGUCGACCGCAUGUCGAGCCAGUAUCAUUGGUGGAUAUUACGUUGUACGGCGUGCUAGAGGAUCGUUUGACAGCACAUCGAGUGAAACCAGCAGUUUUCGAGCUUUUAUUGGCCUUAUGUAUCACCGUUUAUCUUUCGAUCGUAUACUUCAGCGCACUCAACGUUCAUUCUUUGCUUGAAACAGUGCUGGUCAAAUUGAAGAGCGUUUGA